Messenger RNA from Verticillium alfalfae VaMs.102, 501 nucleotides. RefSeq lists its product as hypothetical. NCBI's taxonomy places the organism in Eukaryota, Fungi, Ascomycota, Sordariomycetes, Glomerellales, Plectosphaerellaceae. Bases 1 to 501 code for a protein of 166 amino acids. The record is from RefSeq and is a predicted model, not a curated record. The transcript is spliced from 2 exons.
AUGUCGCUUCGCGUGCAAAUCCCCUAUUUCUCGACACCGACCCUGCUACAUUCGCCGACUUACUCGCCUACUUCCGCACAGCCCUCUACCCGCUCUUCUGCACGUUAUUUCCGCGUCAGGGAUCUCGAGUCGUGGCUAGCGCGUAAGGCUUACCUUUCUGUCGUAACUGUCGACGUCCGCCUCCGCAAAGCUGAGGCGCUCGGCCGCCAGCCGUUCACAGGCAGCAUAUCCUCCAGGGCACCAGACUCUCACCGUCGGGCGGCAGUUGCAGGCCGCGAGGUUGUGUGGACGUGCCCUUCUGGGAACGGUGAGCAUGAUGGAGACUCCCUAAUGUGCGAGGUUGAGGGCUGCUGUGGGAGCAUGAUGACGAACAGUGCCAAAGAUCGCCCUGAGCAGAGGGUUCUGAUGGAUGUGGUGAAGAUCAUCACGGAAGAGAGAACGUAUAGUUUGGACGAGAAGAUGCUAUGGUCUUGGGAGGACGAAGGUGAACGAGGGCAGUAA